AUGGCCAAUACUGGCAAUCCCACUGAUUCGGCUUGUCGCUUCUCGACGCGCAUCUCCUUACGAUGGCUUCCGGAGCCUGCGCACGAAACGACCGAUACAAUCGUCAUGUCUGUCAAGGACUGGUACCUCGAUUUGCGAAUGGACAAGCAAACCGGUGAAAUUGACUGGGCAAUUGCCGGUCAACGAAUCAUUGAAAGCCAAGAACCUCUGCGUGUAUCUUUCACCCACGAACUCGACUCUCACGAUGCUUUUGAAAGUGUCGACUGUGGUACAUUCGUCACUCUCCCGAAUGGCGACGACCUCGAGACGGGAUCUAUGCCUCGUCCUGAUCUGCCCGGUGCGCCCGAGACGGAAUACGAGGAGGUAUGGCGAGAGCUAUCAUUCAAGGAAGACGCCGAAGGACCUGGAAAAGGGAUGUCAUGGGUUCUGGAGUCGGAUGAUGGCGAGCUAGAAGGGGAGGGCGAGGUUACUGUAGUUAAGACCUUUCUUGGCCGACUGUGGGGGACAUAUAUGGCACUGCAACAGACCCAGACCCAUACUCGACAAAGGAAUUCGUCGGGAGAGUGGGUUGUGAAGAAGACGGGGGCUGAUGUUAGUGCUAGGAGGGAGGAAUGGAGCUCAGCGUGGGAGGAUCGGUAUGUGGUUGGAUCGGCUGGAGGGAUGCUGCCUUCGAUGAAAAAUGGUCUUGAAGGUGAAGGGCAAGGGUCGUGGAGAGUACCUGGGGAGAAAGUGAGCGUCGAAGGCCGGACCUAUAUUGUUCGAGCAUUUGAGGAAAUCUAG
Messenger RNA from Penicillium daleae, 780 nucleotides. RefSeq lists its product as uncharacterized. The transcript is spliced from 2 exons. The record is from RefSeq and is a predicted model, not a curated record. Bases 1 to 780 code for a protein of 259 amino acids. NCBI's taxonomy places the organism in Eukaryota, Fungi, Ascomycota, Eurotiomycetes, Eurotiales, Aspergillaceae.